Messenger RNA from Sphenostylis stenocarpa, 507 nucleotides. Lineage: Eukaryota; Viridiplantae; Streptophyta; Magnoliopsida; Fabales; Fabaceae. The record is from the annotation of a GenBank genome assembly.
AUGCUUGUCUAUCAGGAUCUUCUUACAGGUGAUGAGCUUCUUUCUGACUCAUUCCCGUACAAGGAAAUUGAGAAUGGAAUGCUGUGGGAAGUGGAAGGAAAGUGGGUUGUUCAAGGAGCAGUUAAUGUAGAUAUUGGUGCCAACCCUUCUGCAGAAGGAGGAGAGGACGAUGAGGGUGUUGAUGAUCAAGCUGUGAAGGUGGUUGAUAUUGUUGACACUUUUAGGCUUCAGGAGCAACCACCUUUUGACAAAAAGCAAUUUGUGACUUACAUAAAGAGAUACAUUAAGUUGCUGACACCCAAAUUAGAGGCAGAGAAGCAAGAGUUGUUCAAGAAACACAUUGAGGGAGCAACAAAGUUCCUUCUCUCAAAGCUCAAAGACCUCCAAUUUUUUGUGGGUGAGAGUAUGCAUGAUGAUGGGAGCCUUGUCUUUGCUUACUACAAGGAAGGCGCCACUGAUCCAACCUUUAUCUACUUUGCCUACGGGUUGAAGGAAAUCAAGUGCUGA